Pararge aegeria (speckled wood butterfly) is the source of this 1487-nucleotide messenger RNA. RefSeq names its product protein pelota (gene pelo). Gene Ontology annotation, cellular component: cytoplasm. NCBI's taxonomy places the organism in Eukaryota, Metazoa, Arthropoda, Insecta, Lepidoptera, Nymphalidae. Bases 136 to 1299 code for a protein of 387 amino acids. The record is from RefSeq and is a predicted model, not a curated record. The transcript is spliced from 7 exons. Gene Ontology annotation, biological process: nuclear-transcribed mRNA catabolic process, non-stop decay; nonfunctional rRNA decay; RNA surveillance.
AUAACAGACACAAUGUCGUCUCACGUCAGUGUUAGCAUGCCAAGAAAAGAAAAUUUCACGUUAUGAACAAAAUUUUCUAUAAAUUAAAGAAAAUGUUUCCAAAAUAAUUUAAUACAUAACGUGCUCAAUAUUAAAAUGAAGCUUGUAUUUAAAAAUAUUGAUAAAGAUGGCAGCGGGUGCAUUGCUCUUGUACCCGAAGAGCCGGAGGAUAUGUGGCACGCUUACAACCUCAUAGCCGAGGGGGAUGUAGUUACAGCAUCGACCGUGCGAAAAGUGCAAACUGAAUCAUCCACUGGUUCUUCUACCAGCAACAGAGUGCGUACUACGCUCACGAUAAGGGUAGAAACUAUUGACUUUGAUACUCAGGCCUGUGUUUUACGAUUAAAAGGUCGUAAUAUUGUUGAAAACCAAUAUGUUAAGCUGGGAGCAUAUCACACUUUGGAUUUAGAGUUAAAUAGAAAAUUCACUCUACAAAAGAUAUUAUGGGACUCUGUAGCACUGGAGAGGGUGGAGAUGGCCUGUGACCCAGCGGCCUCUGCAGAUGUAGCAGCUGUGGUGAUGCAGGAAGGCCUUGCUCACGUUUGUCUUAUAACACCAUCUAUGACACUAGUGAGAUCAAAGAUUGAUAUGAAUAUACCAAGGAAACGAAAAGGAUUUGUUCAGCAGCAUGAAAAAGGCCUAAAUAAAUUUUAUGAAGCAGUCAUGCAAGGGAUUCUGAGGCAUAUUGAUUUUAGCAUUGUAAAGUGUGUAAUUCUUGCUUCACCUGGAUUUGUAAAAGAUCAGUUUUUUGAUUACAUGAUGCAACAGGCAAUAAAAAAUGAUAUUAAGCUGCUCAUUGAAAACAAAUCCAAAUUUUUGCUUGUUAAAGCAUCAUCUGGAUUUAAACACUCUUUAAAAGAAGUUCUACAAGAGCCAGCUGUGAUGGCAAAAAUCUCAGACACUAAAGCAGCAAGUGAAGUGAAAUUGUUGGAAAGUUUCUAUACAAUGUUACAGCUGGAGCCAGCUAAAGCCUUCUAUGGGAAAAGGCAUGUUGAAAUGGCUAAUGAAGCUAUGGCAAUUGAAACACUUAUGAUUUCUGACAAAUUAUUUAGGUGUCAGGAUAUACUGAAGAGAAAAGAGUAUGUGGGUCUAGUUGAUUCUGCCAGAGAAAAUGGCAGCGAUGUAAGGAUAUUUUCGAGUAUGCAUGUGUCUGGAGAACAAUUAGAUCAAUUAACAGGGAUUGCAGCAGUUUUACGCUUUCCGAUGCCGGAACUUGAAGACAGCGAUGGUGAUGAAGAAAAUGACUUUGAUUCUGAUUAGGACACAUUUUAUUAUUAUUGUAAAGAAACUUAAAUGUCCAUAUUUACAAAAUAAGUGUUGUGUUUUUAAUAAUUGUAAAAUAAGCACUGGGAAAUCUCACUUCUGAAAAUUGUUAUUUUAUGUUGACUUGUUAAAUAAUAAUUUUCUACCAUUAACAAAUAUCUUGUGUUAUUAAUUUAAUUUAGUGC